Solanum verrucosum is the source of this 2987-nucleotide messenger RNA. Its product is annotated as ATP-dependent zinc metalloprotease FTSH 11, chloroplastic/mitochondrial. Gene Ontology annotation, cellular component: chloroplast thylakoid; membrane. Bases 124 to 2562 code for a protein of 812 amino acids. Gene Ontology annotation, molecular function: ATP hydrolysis activity; metalloendopeptidase activity; ATP-dependent peptidase activity. The record is from RefSeq and is a predicted model, not a curated record. NCBI's taxonomy places the organism in Eukaryota, Viridiplantae, Streptophyta, Magnoliopsida, Solanales, Solanaceae. The transcript is spliced from 17 exons. Gene Ontology annotation, biological process: proteolysis.
AAAAUAAUAAAAAUCCUCUCUUUUGCAGUAAAGAAUCUUCUUCAAGUCUUUGGAUUGAGUUCAACCCAAAGUAUCUCCUCUUCUUUAAACCCUAAAACAUCUAAUCUUAAGGAAAGAAAAGCCAUGACCACUCUUCAAGCUUCUCUUCUCUUCAAGCCUUUACCUCCUCUUUUCCAUUUUUCUUCCUCAAAACAUGUUCGGUCCCUUUCUUUCUCCAACCCUUUAUCCUGUCUUCGUUUAUCUACAACUGCAUCUACUCCUUUCAAGACUCGGUUUUGCCGCCACAAUUUACUGCUUCAUUGUACAUUGAAUCCUGAACAAGUCGAUUCCUCAUCGGAAUUUGCCUUAUCUAAUAAUGACAAUUCUAUUCCGGAGAUUGAACCCCUAGAAUUCAAUGAACCAUCUGUUGUUGAGAUUGGUUCCGUUCAAAAUUCUUCCAUUGACUCGAAUGGUGGAGUAGUGAGUAGUGUUUCUGAUAAUGAAGCCGGUCAUGUGGAAUCAUCUGAGGUUUUGGUGGAGAAUGAUGAACUGAAGAAAAAACUGCCUAUACUGGUUUUUUUGAUGGGGGUAUUUGCAAAGGUGAAGAAAGGGUUUGAGAAUAUUUUGCUGUCGGAUUGGUUUAGCUGGUGGCCGUUUUGGCAGCAAGAGAAGCGUCUGGAGAGAUUGAUAGCGGAUGCUGAUGCAAAUCCGAACGAUGCUGCUAUGCAGAGUGCUUUGCUUGCUGAACUCAACAAGCACAGCCCUGAGUCUGUCAUUCGGCGCUUUGAGCAGAGAGCUCAUGCUGUAGACAGUAGAGGAGUUGCAGAAUAUAUGCGAGCUCUUGUGGCUACAAAUGCUAUUGCUGAAUAUCUACCUGAUGAGCAAUCUGGAAAGCCUUCUAGUCUUCCUUCACUGUUGCAAGAGUUGAAGCAACGGGCAUCAGGGAACAUGGAUGAACCCUUUUUAAAUCCUGGCAUUUCCGAGAAGCAGCCAUUACAUGUUGUGAUGGUUGAUCCUAAAGUUUCAAACAGAUCAUCACGUUUUGCGCAAGAGUUUCUCUCAACUAUCAUAUUCACUAUUGCCAUUGGCUUGGUCUGGAUAAUGGGUGCUACUGCACUUCAGAAAUAUAUUGGUGGCUUAGGUGGGAUAGGAGCUUCAGGUGUUGGUUCAAGCUCAUCCUAUGCCCCGAAAGAAUUGAAUAAAGAAAUAAUGCCUGAGAAGAAUGUCAAAACGUUUAAGGAUGUCAAAGGUUGUGAUGAUGCUAAGCAAGAGCUUGAGGAGGUUGUUGAGUACCUAAAAAAUCCUUCUAAGUUCACUCGGCUUGGAGGAAAGUUGCCAAAGGGAAUUCUUUUGACUGGAGCACCUGGAACAGGAAAAACUCUCCUUGCCAAGGCUAUCGCUGGAGAAGCAGGGGUACCUUUCUUUUAUAAGGCAGGCUCUGAAUUUGAAGAAAUGUUUGUAGGAGUUGGUGCUCGGCGUGUGAGAUCUUUGUUUCAAGCUGCUAAGAAGAAGGCUCCAUGCAUCAUAUUUAUUGAUGAAAUUGAUGCUGUUGGAUCAACUCGAAAGCAGUGGGAAGGGCAUACUAAGAAAACACUGCAUCAAUUACUUGUUGAGAUGGAUGGUUUUGAGCAAAAUGAGGGCAUAAUAUUGAUGGCUGCGACAAACUUGCCUGAUAUUCUUGAUCCUGCCUUGACAAGACCCGGUAGAUUUGAUAGGCAUAUUGUGGUUCCCAAUCCAGAUGUGCGGGGUCGUCAAGAGAUCUUAGAGCUUUAUUUGCAAGACAAACCAGUUAGUGAUGAUGUCAAUGUGAAUGCGAUUGCUCGUGGAACACCAGGAUUCAAUGGAGCAGAUUUGGCAAAUCUGGUGAAUAUUGCUGCCAUUAAGGCUGCUGUUGAAGGUGCUGAGAAGCUAAAUGCAUCACAGUUGGAGUUUGCAAAAGAUAGAAUAAUAAUGGGAACAGAACGCAAAACCAUGUUCCUUUCAGAAGACUCAAAAAAGCUAACUGCAUAUCACGAGAGUGGCCAUGCAAUUGUUGCCUUGAAUACUGAAGGCGCACAUCCAAUACAUAAAGCUACAAUCAUGCCACGUGGGUCUGCUUUGGGAAUGGUUACACAGCUUCCUUCAAAUGAUGAGACAUCAAUCAGCAAAAAGCAGUUGUUAGCACGGCUUGAUGUUUGUAUGGGAGGAAGAGUAGCCGAGGAGCUGGUCUUCGGUCCAGACAAUGUAACUACUGGGGCUAGUAGUGACCUACACACAGCUACAGAGCUUGCUCAAUACAUGGUAUCGUCCUGUGGGAUGAGUGAUGCAAUUGGACCUGUUCACAUCAAAGAGCGGCCAAGUGCUGAAAUGCAAUCACGUAUGGAUGCUGAGGUGGUCAAACUUCUAAGAGAAGCAUAUGAUCGCGUGAAGGCCCUCCUAAAGAAGCAUGAAAAGGCUCUACACACUCUGGCAACUGCCCUUCUAGAGUGCGAAACAUUGACUUCAGAAGAUAUAAGGCGGAUUCUUCUCCCUUUCUCUGAAGACCGGCUCUCUGAACAACAGCAGCAGCAGCCUCAGGACGAAGAAACUCUCGCAUUGGUUUAGAUAUAUGGUUCUCUUCCAUGGGUGAUCAUCUCAACUGGUGUAGGGGGCUAUUAUGUACAGUGUAUACGGAGCACUAGUUUUGAUUAUUUCACUUACAGGUCUUCACUAUUUUUUGUUUCUUUCCCCUUGUGUUGUAACAUAUUUUUAGGACUUCCAAAACAGGUGUAGCUUCAGUAGUGUUGUACGCCUUAGUAGGACUUCCAAAAUUUCUUUUUUCCGUUUUCUUUGUCAACCGUUUUUUAAUUUUAUAUACCCUCUAUUGGGCAAAAUUUUGCAUGUAAACUUGGGAAUUGUAUAUCUAUUUAUUAUACUGGGAAUAAGGAUAUCCUACUUAACACCAUACUCUAGGAUUUACUAAUUCUGCUCCUUUCAAUGCUAUCUCAUCUGAACAAAUUAACUGAUUUGUUCUCGAGUAUCUGGAGAUU